AUGAAAGAACGACAGAAAACUAUUAGUGCAGUAUUAGUAUUAUGUUUAAAUCUAGGUAUACCACCACCAGAUGUAAUUAAAACUUCACCAUGUGCAAAAUAUGAAGCUUGCAUCGAUCCAACAACUUAUAAUGAUACUAAAAAGGCAUUGGAAAAUAUUGGUAAAAAUUUGCAAGCACAAUAUGAAACAUUAUCAAUAAGAACAAGAUAUAAACAAUCAUUAGAUCCAUGUGUUGAAGAUGUCAAACGAUUUUGUAAUACAUUGAGAAGAAAUGCAAAAGAAGAAAGAAUAUUGUUUCAUUAUAAUGGCCAUGGGGUUCCUCAACCAACAUCCAGUGGUGAAUUGUGGGUUUUCAAUAGAGGUUAUACACAAUAUAUUCCAAUAUCAUUAUAUGAUUUACAAACGUGGUUAGGUGCACCAGUAAUUUUUGUUUAUGAUUGUUCAUCAGCUGGUAAUAUUCUACAUAAUUUUAAAAAAUUUGUUCAAAAAAGAAUUGAUGAUGAUAAUGAUGGUAAUCAUGAUCAAAGUGCUCCAUCGCUAACAUCUGCAUAUUUAGAUUGCAUACAAUUAGCUGCAUGUAGAAGUAAUGAGUUAUUACCAAUGAGUCCAGAUGUACCAGCUGAUUUAUUUACUUGUUGUUUAACAUGUCCUAUUAAUAUAAGUAUUAAAUGGUUUAUAAUGCAAAGUUCAUUAAAGAUUUAUGAUUCAUUACCAAAAAAUUCAAUAGGAAACAUACAAAUACCGGGGAAAUUAACUGAUAGGAGGACACCCUUAGGUGAACUAAAUUGGAUUUUUACAGCUAUAACAGAUACAAUUGCAUGGACAUCAUUAUCAAGACCUAUAUUUAAACGAUUAUUUAGACAAGAUCUAAUGGUUGCUGCAUUAUUUAGAAAUUUUUUAUUAGCAAAAAGAAUUAUUCCACAUUUAAAUUGUAAUCCAAUUAGUGAUCCACCAUUACCUGAUUCAGUUAGGUUUCAUCCAAUGUGGGACUCGUGGGAUUUAGCAAUUGAUCAAAUAUUAUCACAAUUACUCAAAAAUGAAAUAGGUACAUUAUCAAAUAAUUAUCAACAUUCGACAUUUUUUGAACAACAAUUAACUGCAUUUGAAAUUUGGUUAAAAUAUAAUGGUCCAUUUACAAAAGAACCACCAGAACAAUUACCAAUAGUUUUACAAGUUUUAUUAUCACAAGUUCAUAGAUUAAGAGCAUUAAUAUUAUUAUCAAAAUUUUUAGAUUUAGGUCCUUGGGCUGUUUAUUUAUCAUUAUCAAUUGGUAUAUUCCCAUAUGUUUUAAAAUUAUUACAAAGUCCAGCACAAGAAUUAAAGCCGGUUUUAAUUUUCAUUUGGGCAAGAAUAAUGGCUAUUGAUUAUAAAGGUACACAACAAGAAUUAUGUAAAGAAAAGGGAUAUAAUUAUUUUUACCUAAUAUUAAAUAGUAAUCAACCUGUUAACAACUUGAUAAAUGAUGAUCAUAAAGCAAUGAGUGCAUUUAUAAUAACAUUAUGUAUAAAAGAUUUUAAAAAUGGUCAAAGAUUAUGUUUUUCAACUGAAAUAAUAAGUAAUUGUUUGAGAUUUAUACAAACUAGUGAAAAUCCAUUGUUAAGACAAUGGUGUGCAUUAUUAUUAUCACAAUUAUGGAAUAAAUAUCCUGAUGGUAAAUGGAUAGUAUUGAAAGAUAGAUACAUUAAUCAUUUAUUAACCCUUAUAAAUGAUCCAAUACCCGAAGUUAGAACUUCAAUAGUUGUUGCAUUGACUAAUUAUUUAUCAGAUCUAGAUCAACCAGAUAUUAGAAAAGAUGAAAUUAGACAACAAGAUUUAAAUAUAGCAAAUGCAGUAUUAGGGUUAUUAGGUGAUGGAUCAUCAAUGGUGAGAAAAGAAUUAAUUUACUUCAUGAAUAAAUUUGUACAAACAUACUCAAAAUUUUUUUUAGUCGUUGCAUUUAAUCAAUUGGAAGAAGAAAUUGUGUUGAUAGAUAAUGCAAAUUAUCUUAAUGAGUUUAGAAAAAGAUCUCCAGCAUAUAGUUCAAUCUUCAGCUCAGUUUGGAAAGCAUUACUAAUCUUAUCAGAAGAUCCACACUGUGAAGUACAACAAUUGGCAGAGACAUUAAUAGAUUAUAUAAUGAUUAAACUAAAUCAGAGUGAAUUAUCAAGUCUAGUUAAAGAGAUGCAAAAUAAUUUAUUAAGCAAAUCUACAAAGAAUAUAAGCGAGAGUUUCACAAUAAACAGACCAAUUAGAGUUCAAAGUGGACAAGUCAAAAAGAAUGAUUAUAAAAUAGAUGGAUCAGUUUUGAUAACUAGAUCAGUCUCGGCAAAUCAUACAGACGAUGUAUCAGAUUCAGAAUCAAUUACUUCCAAAAUUAAAAAUUUAUCAAUGUCUAAAUUAUUUAAAAGUUUCCACAUUAAUGACGAUAAUGAAUUAAAAAACCUAACAAGAUUUUUAAAUUCAGCUCCUGUUAAUUCAACUUAUGGUUCUGAAUAUAGACCAAAAAGUGCAUACUAUAAAAUUAGAGAUUUAAAUAAAUUUCCUGAAUUAUCAAAUGAAUCUGGGUUUUUUGAAUAUAGUUGUGAAUAUUUUCAAGAACCGCAAAUGUCUAAAAAUGAAGCUGAUGAACCUGGAUCAAAAGAUUUUGUACAAAGUUUAUGGAGAAGAAAUAGAAAUGAAUCAAUAAUAAACGAAACACAACCACAAAAAAUUGUGGCAUUAAGAGGUGAUUGGACAAAGGAUGUAAGGAUACUAGACAAUAAGACACAACCAAAAUGUAUCAAGUUUACACAAUUUGAAAAGAUUUUAGCUGUAUCUGAUGAAAAAGAUAAUGUAACAAUUUGGGAUUGGGAAUCAAAUCAAAUAAUCAAGAAAUUUUCAAAUGGUAAUCCAUUUGGUACGAAAAUAACAGACAUAAAAUACUUAAAUGAAGAUGAUUUACCAUUACUAUUAACUGGUUCUUCCGAUGGUGUUAUCAAAAUUUAUACAAAUUUUCACAAUUAUGAAUAUGGAGAUGAUAAAAUUGAAUUAGUCACUGGUUGGAGAGCAUUAACUGAUUUAUUACUUACUUCCAAAAGUUCUGGUUUAAUUUCAGAAUGGCAACAAUCAAGAGGUUCAUUAGUAGUUAGCGGUGAUGUUAAAAUUAUUAGAAUAUGGGAUGCUCCUACAGAAUUAUGUAUACUGGAUAUACCUGCAAGAUCAUCAUCAUCAAUAACAUCAUUAACAUCCGAUCAAGUAGCUGGUAAUGUAUUCAUUGCUGGAUUUGAUGAUGGUAGUAUAAGAGUUUAUGAUCGUAGAUUAGAUUCAAGAGAAUCAAUGGUUAAAACAUGGAGAACUACAAAAUAUCCAAAUGGGAAAAUUGAAAAAGAUUUUGGAUUUGGGUCAAUUAGAAAUGUUCAUAUGCAAAGAGGUGGUUUUAGAGAAUUAAUUUCUGGUUCAUCAGAUGGUUAUGUAAAUAUUUGGGAUAUAAGAUUAGAUGAUCCUGUUUUAUCUUAUAAAAAUUUUGAAAAAUCAAUGAGAACAAUGGAUGUACAUGAACAUGCUCCGAUAUUAGCUACAGGCUUAAAAACAACUGAUAUUUGGUCAACUUCGGGUGAUUUAUUAACAAAUUUAAAAUCGCAACAAAAUGAUAAAUAUUUAUCAACUAGAGUAACUGCAAAUUAUUUAUCUACAUCAGUAUUUCAUCCACAUAGAAUGAUGUUAGCUACUAAUUACAAUCAAGACAGUCACAUUAAUAUUUAUACAUGUACUGAUACAUUAGUUGAAUAUUAA
Messenger RNA from Insectozyma verbasci, 3750 nucleotides. The record is from the annotation of a GenBank genome assembly. Lineage: Eukaryota; Fungi; Ascomycota; Pichiomycetes; Serinales; Debaryomycetaceae.